AUGUCGGACUACCUGCGGAAGCCGGAAUGGAUACCCGUCGAUGAUGAACACGGUGACCGAAUGAUAGUGGGGUUCAUCGAGGACCGUGAGCGCAUUACAAUGAAGUGUUACCGGCGCCAUGAUUAUUCAGUGUCGAGGUUCUUCUAUAAUGACACGACGAAUGUACGAGGCUUUGGUGAAUUUAUCAAAUUCCACCCUGCAUUCGAGGACCUUGCGGAUAAGGACAGGGAGACCCGUCUGGCGAGGUUGAAGGAGGCGUAUUUCAAAUUUAAGCCGGUAUCUGCACAGUACUAUGCCCCGGGUACGGUUCCAGUUAUGGCUCCAGCUUUGGAUAGUGAGAGGAGGGAAGGUCGCUUGGACUCGGACUCGAUCUCAACAUUGGAAUCCUCUUCGUCAUCUGGCGAGACGGAAAGGAAAUCUUCCGCAUUCGAUAAGCAGACAAGCCUGAAGGAUGUGAAUGGGGGACGUAAACGGCUCGCCUCUACCAGCCCGACAAGAUUGGAUGAAGAAUCUAACAGCUUCAAUGAUCGUAUGACGCUCUCGGACGGGGAGACGUGUGCGAGCCGAGAGUCGAUGCGAUCGAGGACCAAGAAGACCAGGCGAAACAGUACAUUGGCGGAGACUCCGAACUUGCUGCCAAACCAUGGUGCCCUUGAGCUCGGACAGAGGAGGCUCAUCGACGAGCACCGCACCCAUGAAAGGCCGCUUGGAGAAAUGGGCACCAUGGUACGUCCCGUUCUCCUGGACGAUGCAAGUGAGACCAGUAACGACAGGGUCGCGCGUCUCGAGAAAGAAUUGAAAAAAGCAAUGGAGCGGAUAGCAAUGGAGCGGAUAGCAAACCGUGAUGCCGACGUGGCACGUCUUGAAAAUGAGCUAAAAGAAGAAAAGAGGCGGAAUGCUGAGCUGGAAAGCGACAUCUUCAAGAAGGAUCUGGACGUUGCAAACCUCAAGAAAUUCAGUGACGAGAAAAUGAAAAUUCUGAACGAAAAUAAACAAGCGCUCCCCCAGCAAGUUAUAGACAGAGUCGAGAGUCUAGAUCGCUUAGAAAAGAGCAGCAUUAGGGAGGGCGGCUACAGAGAAGAAGGUAGAAGAGCACAGCGAGCGAUACGGAAUAGCCAAGUCAGCUUAGGAGUCGCAGGAUGGAGAUACAAAUGCGAGUAUGCACGCUAUAAAUGUGUUAAGGGUUAG
This is a messenger RNA of Westerdykella ornata, 1188 nucleotides long. RefSeq lists its product as uncharacterized. NCBI's taxonomy places the organism in Eukaryota, Fungi, Ascomycota, Dothideomycetes, Pleosporales, Sporormiaceae. The record is from RefSeq and is a predicted model, not a curated record. The transcript is spliced from 4 exons. The coding region runs from base 1 to 1188 and encodes 395 amino acids.